CAAGUUUUGGAGCUACCGUCCUUGCAGCCCCAAGAAUCCCGAUAAAUGGCCACACGUCAGGCUAAGUGCCCUGAGUCAGGAUUACCCAUUACCUCAGUGGUCCCUUUUCGAUUGCUGACCUUCUGAACAUCAGCAGGGACUUACUCAUAUAUUAGUGAGAAGCUGCUACACAUUGAGCAAGUACUGUAGAGUUAUGUAGUCGGCAUGCUCACUAAAGUUUAAAUAAAUUAAUAUGCUUAGACAAAUGUGCAAAGCCACAAUCAAAAUUCUCCAAUUAUUCACUAAUAUCUUAAUCGUGUUUAUAAAAAAUAAAGGUGAAUAUUGAAGCUAAUUAAAUCUCCUUAAAAAUGCCAAGGUGAAGUAUAUAAAAUCCAAAUGUCUCUGAUGAGGUUGCAAUUAUUUGCAAAUUUUUCAAUUCCCACUGAGCGAUUAGAUAGUUUUAUCAUUUUUAUUUAUCUAACUAAUUACAUCCUGCUUCUCCCCGUGAGAAGAACACAAGUAGACAAACAACUGUUCUAUAUUCACUUGAUCCAAUUAUGUGUAUAUAAUUUUGGACAUGUGUUGCCUUUAGCAGAGUUUGAUUUCUUUGAAUCUCAAAUUUUGGGGUCAAUUAGUCCAGUCAUUUAUAACUGUCUGGGUCCUGGACUCCUUUUGAGUCCACGUACUCUGAUGAAAGCAAUUUUUCCCACAGUUUCUGGGAGCACCUGGACUCCCAAAGUCCCCCAGGUCCCCAGCUGAGUCCAGAAAAAUGAGGAAACAAGCCCAGAGGCUAAAGUGACUCAAGCUGCCAGUCAGUUCCACUCUCAGGAUUGGAACUCCCAUCUCCCGACCCUCUGGCCAUUCUGGGAGAGACAAGCCUAGGGCCUCCUUGCCUGGGUUCAAAGCCUGAUUCUUCUGCCUGUUGGCUGGCGAUGUGUGUGAGUUAUAUCACCCCUCAGUGCAGUGGUUUCUGUGUCUGAAGACGUCCUCAUUUGCCUGCCCGCUUGUUGUGUUUGCUGUAAUUAUUUACAAGCGAGAAAAGAGGCGCUCGGGGGAUAGGUAGUUGCCCUAGGUCACCAAGCUGCUAAGCGAUGUGUCUCCAAAGCCUGUAGUCUUGGCACAUACCACGCUGCAUCCCCCAUUUCUCCCGGCCCUGACCGGGACCGGAGUAGGAUGCAGGAAGUCCAGGAGCCACUCUCAAGGAACAGCCUUCAAGUUCAACAGGGCACGCCAGCUCUCUCCCCGGCAGAGCAAGGACCAGCAAGAGGACCAGGAAGGAGAGGGAGAACCGAAACUCCUCGAAACAGAAAGACUCCGCAGACCAGAACAUGGAGGGAAACUUCCAGGCGUGCAGGAACUGCAAAAGAAGCGGGGCCCCUGGCCACUUGGCCCUCCCUGGGGCCCACUCUCUGCUCUUCAAGGUCCUCUGUCCGGAGUGCAAGAAACCGGUCCUACAGGAUACGAUGGAAGAGCACGGCGGGGGCGGGCACCAGCAGGCGAAUGGGUCCAGCCAAGGCAAGGGAGUCCCUGUUUCAGGAAAGGUGGGGUGCACAGCGUGUCAGCAGAGCCUGCCGAAGCACUUGCUGGAGAUUCACGAGGCCAAGGAAUGCCAGGAGCGCCCCGUUGAGUGCCAGUUCUGUGAGCUGGCCGUGCACCUCAACAAGGUGGACAUCCACGAGCACCCCUGCGGCAGGCGGACGGAGGUCUGCCCAGACUGCGGCCAGCGCAUCGUGCUCCACAUGCUGGCCCGGCACAGAGACGAGUGCUGCGGUGAGCAGACCCGGCUCCAGAAAGGGAAGAGAAUUCCAGCUCCUGAAAGCAACAUCUGCUGUCAUUAUUGCAACCAAAUGAUCCCAGGAAAUAAGUAUUUCCACCAUGUGGACAGAUGCUGUCCAAUCUCAGACUCUGUGACAUAUUCUCCAGUUGGGAAACCAGAUAUUCCUCCUUCAUCCCUUUCAAGUCAGGCUGCUGAAGAUCAAACUUCCACAGCAGAGAAAGACGUCCGUCCAAAGACGAAAAAUACAAGCAGAUUUCGCCUUCUUUCUGAAAAGUCAACGCGGCAAGCACCAAGAGGCACAAACAAAACCACGGAUCUGCCUUUGAAGUCUGAUGGCAAGCUCAGGGCCUCCUCUCCUGUAGAAGACGAGACAGCCUAUGACAUUCUGAGGAGGUGUUCUCAGUGUGGCAUCGUACUUCCCCUGCCAACCCUAACCCAACAUCAGGAGAAAUGCUGGUGGAUAGCUUCAUUAAAAGGAAAACAAGCGAGAAGUUCCAGCUAGCUUUGGAAAAGAAAAGAAGAAAAGGUUUGGAUUCUGUUUUCCUCCUUUUGAGCCGAGAUGUUGGUUUCCCCAAGAGCUCCAGAUAAACCAGAAGAAAAAAGGGCUCUGACUCUUCUGCCUGAGAAUUCUGAUCAAGCGUCUAGGCUCCACACAGCCUGGACACCUUAGGGAACCCAGCUUUGUCCCCGAAGAAUAAAAAAGCCCUCCCUGAAAA
Molecule: messenger RNA, 2472 nt
Organism: Lagenorhynchus albirostris (white-beaked dolphin)
Lineage: Eukaryota; Metazoa; Chordata; Mammalia; Artiodactyla; Delphinidae
Gene: XAF1
Product: XIAP associated factor 1
Exons: 10
Coding region: 1308-2258 (316 amino acids)
Biological process (GO): apoptotic process
Source: RefSeq, a predicted model, not a curated record